AUGGCAACCCUAAAAGAACGUAAAGAAUUAUUUGUCACAGGCUUGAGUGGAGGUACAAUUUCAGAAAUCAAUUAUGUCACAUCAAUAGCAUUAACCACAUAUCUAUGUUCCCAAUUAAUACUUAAUUCAUCAUCAUAUGGUAAAAUCACAGUUCUCAUUAUUGACUUUUUACUGAAUUGGGCUGCUGUUUUAUUGUCUAUCACUACAUAUUCAGAUUCCCCCAUCUUUUUAAAUAUAUUGAUAUUAUUGCCCACAAUUGUAUAUAAAUUAUUGACUGCGAAUAGUAACAACUCUGAAAAACCUCUUCCUAAUCAUAAUAAGCACAAACAGAAAGAUUUUAAAUUGACCAAAAAAAGUUUUAUCACCGGGUAUCGUGGUACUAUGCUAGUUUUAACUUCAAUUGCGAUAUUAGCUGUUGAUUUCCAAAUAUUCCCACGUAGAUUUGCUAAAGUCGAGACUUGGGGUACAUCAUUGAUGGACUUAGGUGUCGGUUCAUUUGUUUUCAGUAACGGAGUGGUAUCAGCACGUUCUUAUUUUAAAAAACAAAUUAAAGAAAAAAAUUUAGAAAAAAUUGGAAAUGCAAAUAAACCUAAACUUUUUAGCGAGGUGUUAGCGAGUCUGAAAUCUGGCGCUGUUUUGUUAUUACUGGGUUUAUUGAGACUUUUCUUUGUGAAAAAUCUAGAAUAUCAAGAACAUGUUACUGAAUAUGGGGUCCAUUGGAAUUUUUUCAUCACGUUAUCCUUGUUGCCACCUUUUCUGGUUUUAUUUGUUGAUCCUAUUCUUCAAGUAGCACCUAUUCCCAGAUUUUUUGUAGCACUUAUAAUUUCCUUAUCCUUUGAACUUUUUCUAAUUUUUGACGAGAGCUUUCUUAAAUAUUUGGUAUUAAGUCCAAGAUAUGACUUUUUAAGUUCUAAUAGAGAAGGAUUAGCGUCAUUUUUAGGUUAUAGCUCUAUAUUUUUGUGGGGUCAAACUAUUGGUGGGUUUUUAUUAGGUAAUAGACCAACUUUAAAAAACCUAUACAAAAUAUCUAUUGAAACACCAACAACUGCCAGAGAUCAAAAAAGGUGGGAUACGGUUACACCUUUAAAGGGACUAAUUACAUGGUUUGUUAUAUUAUUAACACUUUCAAAAUUAGUUUUUGAGGUUGAUCCAUAUGAUGUAUCAAGAAGAUUUGCUAAUCUUCCUUACGUUUUGUGGGUUGUGACUUAUAAUAUCGGGUUUUUGUUAUGCUAUUGUCUGAUUGAUUCUAUAGUGUUAAAAAAUGAAGAUAAUUACAAAGUUCCAUUAACACUUGAAAGUAUGAACUCUAAUGGGCUAAUUAUGUUUUUAGUAGCCAACGUUAGUACCGGCUUAUGUAAUAUGUGCAUCAACACCUUAGAUAAAACAACUAUUCAAGCUUUGACCAUAUUGUUAAUUUAUUGUUUGUUUGUAUGUUCUAUUGGAUUGUUAUUAUUUAUCAAUAGGAUUUUUAUAAAACUUUAG
This is a messenger RNA of Saccharomycodes ludwigii, 1482 nucleotides long. It is a transcript of the gene GWT1, whose product is annotated as glucosaminyl-phosphotidylinositol O-acyltransferase. Gene Ontology annotation, molecular function: glucosaminyl-phosphatidylinositol O-acyltransferase activity. The record is from RefSeq and is a predicted model, not a curated record. The transcript has a single exon. Lineage: Eukaryota; Fungi; Ascomycota; Saccharomycetes; Saccharomycodales; Saccharomycodaceae. Gene Ontology annotation, cellular component: membrane; endoplasmic reticulum. Gene Ontology annotation, biological process: protein localization to plasma membrane; GPI anchor biosynthetic process. Bases 1 to 1482 code for a protein of 493 amino acids.